Messenger RNA from Chrysochloris asiatica (Cape golden mole), 1847 nucleotides. RefSeq names its product nicalin (gene NCLN). Gene Ontology annotation, biological process: regulation of signal transduction. Gene Ontology annotation, cellular component: endoplasmic reticulum membrane. NCBI's taxonomy places the organism in Eukaryota, Metazoa, Chordata, Mammalia, Afrosoricida, Chrysochloridae. The transcript has 15 exons. The record is from RefSeq and is a predicted model, not a curated record. Bases 155 to 1846 code for a protein of 563 amino acids.
GCGCUGCCUGCAGGUCCCCGGGGCGGGCGCCGGCUGACCGGUGCGGCGCCCGCAGGACCCUAGCGACUACCCAUGCUGAGGUGAGUCCGCGGGAUCUGCCGCCGCCGUCCUAUCGCCGCCGCCGCCGCCUUGCGCGGCCCUGCCACCGGCCAGGAUGCUGGAGGAAGCGGGUGAGGUACUGGAGAACAUGCUGAAAGCGUCGUGCCUGCCGCUCGGCUUCAUCGUCUUCCUGCCCGCCGUGCUGCUGCUCGUGGCGCCGCCGCUGCCCGCCGCCGACGCCGCGCACGAGUUCACCGUCUACCGCAUGCAGCAGUACGACCUCCAGGGCCAGCCCUACGGCACGAGGAACGCAGUGCUGAACACGGAGGCACGUACUAUGGAUGCGGACGUGCUGAGCCGCCGUUGUGUCCUCAUGCGCCUGGUGGACUUCUCCUACGAGCAGUACCAGAAGGCGCUGCGCCAGUCAGCGGGUGCAGUGGUCAUCAUUCUGCCGCCCAGCAUGUCUGCCUUACCGCAGGACGUCAUCCGGCAAUUCAUGGAGAUCGAGCCGGAGAUGCUGGCCAUGGAGACCAUCGUUCCGGUGUACUUUGCUGUGGAGGACGAGGCCCUGCUGUCCAUCUAUGAGCAGACGCGGGCGGCCUCUGCUUCCCAAGGCUCCGCCUCCGCCGCCGAAGUUCUGCUACACACGGCUACCGCUAACGGCUUCCAGAUGGUCACCAGCGGGGCCCAGAGCAAGGCUGUGAGCGACUGGCUCAUCACCAGUGUGGAGGGACGGCUGACCGGGCUCGGCGGAGAGGAUCUGCCCACCAUUGUCCUCGUGGCCCACUAUGAUGCCUUUGGAGUGGCCCCAUGGCUCUCGCAUGGUGCUGACUCCAACGGCAGUGGCAUCUCUGUACUGCUGGAACUCGCCCGGCUCUUCUCCAGGCUCUACACCUACAAACGCACCCACGCCGCGUACAACCUCCUGUUCUUUGCAUCCGGAGGGGGCAAGUUCAACUACCAGGGAACCAAGCGCUGGUUGGAAGACAACCUGGAUCACACAGAUUCCAGUCUGCUCCAGGACAACGUGGCCUUUGUCCUGUGCCUGGACACCCUUGGCCGGGGCAGCAGUCUGCACCUGCACGUCUCCAAGCCCCCUCGGGAGGGCACGCUGCAGCACGCCUUCCUUCGGGAGCUCCAGAUGGUGACCGCCCAGCAAUUCCCGGAGGUGCGCUUCUCCAUGGUGCACAAGAAGAUCAACUUGGCUGAGGACACGUUGGCCUGGGAACACGAGCGCUUUGCCAUCCGUCGCCUGCCCGCCUUCACCCUCUCCCACCUAGAGAGUCACCGUGAUGGCCAGCGCAGCAGCAUCAUGGACGUGCGGUCCCGGGUCAACUCUAAAACACUGAUGCAGAACACAAGGAUCGUGGCAGAGGCCCUGACACGAGUCAUCUAUAACUUGACAGAAAAGGGGACCCCGCCAGACAUGCCUGUCUUCACCGAGCAGAUGCAGGUCCAGCAGGAGCAGCUGGACUCGGUGAUGGACUGGCUGGCCCAGCAGCCACGGGCGGCCCAGCUGGUGGACAAGGAUGGCACUUUCCUUAACACCUUGGAGCACUACCUGAGCCGCUACCUGAAGGACGUGAAGCAGCACCACGUCAAGGCCGACAAGAGGGACCCCGAGUUUGUCUUCUACGACCAGCUGAAGCAGGUGAUGAACGCGUACAGGGUCAAGCCGGCCAUCUUUGACCUGCUGCUGGCUGUCUGCAUCGGCGCCUACCUCGGAAUGACCUACACAGCCGUGCAGCACUUCGACCUCCUAUACAAAACCAUCCAGAGGGUACUCCUGAAGGCCAAGGCGCCGUGAC